GUCCCCCCGCCCGGCACGGCUCCGCAGCCGCACUGGUGCCCGCUCCUGCCUGCCGCAGCGAGCGCGGCUCCGGCACCAACUUUCCGUGCGCGGCGGAACGGAGCGGAGCAUCCCCCCCCCCCGGGGGGAGCAGCGGCGGCGACCCCGGGGGCGGCCAUGCUGGGGCCGGCGGUGCGGCUGGCGCUGGGCGCGGGGGAGCUGGUGCCGCCGGCCCCGGGGCUGCCGGCGCGGCUGCUGGCUCUGCUCUGGCCGGCGCUGGUGCUGGCGGCGGCGGCGCUGCUGGUCCUGCGGGGGCUGCGACGCGGCCGGGCCGGGCCGGUGCCCCGCCGCCACCGCCGCCGCGCCGCCGGGGAGGCGCGGGAGGAGGAGGAGGAAGAGGAGGAAGAAGAGGAUGGCCCCGCGGGGGCCGGCGACCGGGCAGCCGGGGCGCUGCCGGCGUGGCAGCCGGAGGAACAAAGGCGCACGGCGGAGGUUCCAGUGAAUGGCCAGCUUAUAACAUCAGUCAACAUCAGACAGAAAAAGCUCCUUAAGCCUAAGAGGAAGAGGAAAGCCCAGUCCUCAGACAAGGAGGUGUCAAAAGAUCUGCUUUCUGUGGAAAAAGACAAACUGCAAGAGGAGGAAGGAGUUUGGCAGACCAAGAUCAGCAGCCGAGAAAAGAGACAUUUAAGGAAGGAAAGGCUGAAACAAAAAGACCGCAGCAGAGCAUCCCAGGGUAGCUCAGCGGUCGAACCAGCCUUUGACUGGGAUGAGAAGCGAGCAGUGUGGCAACUCACAGAGGACACCAGUGGCGGUGGAAAAGGUGCCAAGGCAGAGUGUAGGACCGAGCUGAAGGCCUCAGGAGCCAUACAGGAAGAAUUGGUGCCUUCCCAGUCAGAAGAGGAUGUUUUCUCCAAUGUAGGAACAUGGGAUAUUGCAGAAGUAAAAUCCUGUCCUGUGACCUUUGGGACAUUAUCAGAGCUGUCCAGGGAGUUAGAUAACAUAAAGAGUAAAUCAUCUGAGGACAGUCCUUCCAGAUGCUGUUGGCAUGCCGGCUCGACUUUCCUCCCUGUAGACGAUGCAUGGCAGGGUCAGGAUGAUCCUUCAGCACUUGACCUAGACUCUGACUGGAAGGCUCCCACAGAAGAGUGGGGAAACUGGACGGGAGAUGAGGAGCAUCAGACAGGGAACGAGAAGGAAAAGCCCCAGCAAGGUUUGGAAACAACAAUGGAAGAAGGCCCAAGGGACUUGCUAUCUACAAAACAUAGCAGUGAUGCAGGCUGUGCUUCCUUCAGAAAAUCCUUGGACGUUGCUAAUAAUUCACCCAAUAACGGUGUACCUGGAAAAAAGGAGAGGAGGAAGAGAAAGAAAAUGAAGAAAGAGACUUGAGGGAGCUGUGCAGCUGCCGGAGUGACAACCCAACAGGGCACGCAUGCCGAUGAACUGCAAGGAUUCUGCUUUCUGCAAUGCUGUGCUGAGCCCAAAGUAAAGAGAGGCUCUAGGAGACCUCCCAGCGAGAGGAAGAGGGGAAGAGGAGCAGUGAGCCCGACUGUGAGUGUGUGAGAGAGCAGAGAAUGAGCACGCUGUGCGCAGGAGGUGGCGGUGAAACGGAGUGGCUGUUCAUUACAAACUGCUGCCCUUGAUUAAAAGCUGUUGAAUGGGGUUUGACUGGUUGCAUUAAGUCCUUUCAGUUUUUCACUGUCAUGUUGUUUGUCAACUUGUAAUGUUAUAUGCCAUUGUAGAAAUGGUCGGGACGUAGCUGACUGUGAUUGUACUUCGGUCCCAUGGCAGGUCCACUAGCUAGUCUGGUCCCCUCUGGCAUUUUUGCAGAGGUGCUCAUCGACAGGCUAGUAAUGUACAGAAGGAAGCACUGUUCAGAGACAAGGAGAAUAACAUGGGUCGUUCUCAAACCUCCUAAAUCUUUUAAAUCCUUGUUGGCUGCUACAGUCAGACUUUUGCCUCAUACCUUGAGAUAUUUAUACUUUUCACCCCACAUCAGGCUAGCCUGCUCCACAGGGGGAAAUUUCUAAAGGGGGUUUUAAACUUGUUUGGAAAGAUGGUCUAAACCCUUUUUUUCUCCUCAGAUUUCAUGGUGGGCUGAAGUUUAAAGUCUGUAUGUCCAAAGCAUGUCGCAUUUGUACUUCUAGGAGACUGAAGUAACUUUUAAAAAUAAUUUUUCUUAAUCUGAUGUUUGGAAGUUUUUAUCAUUUUGUUAUUUAAAUAUUCUAAUGUAAACUAAAUUUGUGAACGAAAUUUUUAAAAAUGUCAUUUUAGUAUUUAUUGAAGAGUGUGUUUUUCUUGUUGUCAGAGGGCUUAUAGCAUGGAGGAGGGAAUGUGUUAUAAUUGAAUACAUUGGUUUAUAAACAGCACCAAGCUGACACCACUAAGAGCUGAAGCCCUUUAUCCCUAGGGGAGCUGCAGCUGUGGUGGUAGCUGUGAGGGUUUCUUAGAUGGUCCCAAGACUGUGCCUCCACCUGACCCAUCCUGGAAGUGCUGCCUCAAAGAAUGAGCCAGUGAUUGUCAAAUCUCCAUCUGCAUUCGACUUUGUGCCUUUGGAGAUUGUGUGGGAAGACUACCUUACUAAUGCACGUUAAGUGUAUGCACGUUCGUAGGCAUUGGGCCGAUGCUGUGAAACUCAUUUCAGGUAGGACACUGAGUAACCAGGGAUGUUAACGGCUUUAUACCACUACAGCUGUUUGCAUCACUGGGCCAGAGGAGAGCUCGGUGCUUCUGCCAUCACAGCCACCCAGUCCCUGAUGCUGGCUUGUCUGAGCUUUGCCUGCAGCUCAACACUUCUACCCGACAGCCUUCAUCUGUUGCAUAGCUGUCAAAGCAGCUGUAUCCUUCAGAAAAGCAAUUAAUUGCAGCAGUGUAUUUGUGUUUGGAGUUUAGCUACUAUAUGUUAAAGCGCAGUUCUCUUGCGAUUUUUGGGGUAGCUAGCAGUACAGUGUGCCCUGAAAUUUAGCACAGCAGGAAUUGUUUCAGACAGAUAGGUGAGGGGUAAUUUUAACUGAUGCCACUUAGGAGCCCACCGUAUAGAAUCUGCACAUCUUGGUGUUUGUGUCUCAGCGUAGGGGAAGUAUAGGCAGUUUAUGAAUGGACUGAAUAGACCAAAGAGCUUUUAUCUGGAAAGUAACUGGUUUGGAGCGGAUGGGUAACAAGAUGGCCUCACUGGAGAAACAAGUACAGCAAGUUCAAGGAUUUAGAAGAUGUGUUAAUGAGUAUGUGGGCAAUGAGUAAAGUUCUGCUAUCUCUGAAGCCAAUGGAAAAUAUUCAUUGACCUCAUUGGGGCCACAAUGUUGCCCAAGGUCUUUGUUUAGCAUUGAAGAUAACCUCCAUCAUCAAAAAAAAAAAAAAGGAGAUAAAGAGAAGCUCACAAGAUUGGUAGACUCCAGAUUUCUUCUGCUUUUUUCUCUAUAUCUGCUUGCAAACUUCUUGAUGUCUGUGUAAUUAUGUUUUAUUUCAACAUGUUGCAGUAUUUAAAAUGUCAUUUUUAUAAUAAA
Molecule: messenger RNA, 3479 nt
Organism: Grus americana (Whooping crane)
Lineage: Eukaryota; Metazoa; Chordata; Aves; Gruiformes; Gruidae
Product: protein LYRIC-like
Exons: 10
Coding region: 157-1365 (402 amino acids)
Biological process (GO): negative regulation of apoptotic process; positive regulation of canonical NF-kappaB signal transduction; positive regulation of angiogenesis
Source: RefSeq, a predicted model, not a curated record